Molecule: messenger RNA, 2798 nt
Organism: Hypomesus transpacificus
Lineage: Eukaryota; Metazoa; Chordata; Actinopteri; Osmeriformes; Osmeridae
Product: LIM domain and actin-binding protein 1-like
Exons: 3
Coding region: 18-1907 (629 amino acids)
Biological process (GO): actin filament bundle assembly
Cellular component (GO): plasma membrane; actin cytoskeleton
Molecular function (GO): actin filament binding
Source: RefSeq, a predicted model, not a curated record
AGUCACCUGCAAAAGAGAUGUGUUCAGCCUGUUUGACACCUGUAUACCCAAUGGAGAGAAUGAUGGCCAAUAAUCUUGUCCUCCACAACAACUGCUUUUGCUGUAAGCAUUGUAAAAAGAAGCUCAGCAUCAGAAACUCCUCUUCUCUUUAUGGAGAGUUCUAUUGCAUUUUUCACUACCAACAACUCUUUAAAACAAAGGGAAAUUAUGAUGAGGGAUUUGGCCACAAACAACACAAAGACCGUUGGCUUCAAAAGACCGAAGAAACAGAGCCAGACAUGAAUGUGACUGAGAAAGCAUCUAAAGCCAACUUGAUGGUUGUUGAUCGCUCAGUACAGAUCUCUGCAGUGAGGCUGGCUCCAUUGCCACCCAAAGAACCUUUGGCAAACAAUGGUACUGAUAACAGGAACAAACUGAAAAAGAGCUGGCCACCAGAGAAAAAGGAACCAAGGGGCAGUCCAGCACAGCAAGUUAAGACUUGGAAGAGUGUGUCCAUUACUGACCAACAAGCCAAAGAAAAGUCUUGGACCAGUCCUAUUUCAGAGAAACACAUUGACAGAAAUAUAUCAAAGAGGGACCAGGUAAAGGUCAGAACAGGAGAACAGGAUAAAACAUCAUCUAAAGUUCUGACUCAGAAAUCCAACAAGACUUUGUCACACCCAACAGAGAUCUCAGAAUCAAACAAAUCCAAACCAUGGAGUGUUUCUUUCAAAAGAACACUUUUUCAAGAAGACACAUCAACAACAGUAGUGAAUUUCUCUUCCUCUCGUAUGCCUACAGGAAAGUCAUUCCCCAUCAAAAAACAGACAAGAGAUCAGUCAGAUCACAUUCAGGCCACACCACCUGCAAUCAAGAAACAAAAUUCAAGUUCUGAAGAAAAAAACGACUUUCUUAGUAAAGCUAAAAAGUCUGUCAGGUUUGCCCAAAACACUGAUACCAAUCUUGAUAAUUCAUCAUCCUCUGAACUGAGCUCAGGCGUACGAACUCAGAAUAAAAGGGAAGAACACUCAGAUGAUGCAUCUCUUGAGGUAAUUGUUGACAGUAGGAAUAACAUACAUUUUGAUGCAAGCACAAAAGAGUUUGAAAGUGAAGUGACCCCAAAUUCAAAUGAAAAGAAUCCUCAGGAUACAAUGGAUGGUUUUGGUAGAGGACAGGUUGAUGUUUCAAAAGGAUUUCAUGCAGAUGAGGAUAUCACUCAGGACAAGCCACAGCCAAACACCCCAGGAAAGGUCAACAAAGACAGUAUGAGUCUGAAGAGACACACAGUGAGUCCAGGGGAAUCCGAGGUUGUCAAGGUAACUGAUGAUGAGGAAAACAAAGCAGAGCGUUCAGAGGAAGUAUCAGAUGGAGCUGAACACUUAGAUGUGUCUCAUUCAGGAGAUCAAAAUAUGAGGAAAAGUCAACCAGAGUCUGAAUUUAAGGAAGUGGUUCCAAUCAUUUGUUCCAAUAAUGAAAAACAGCUACAAAAUGAUGCUCCAGUAAAAGGGUCAGAGAGUGGAGGUCACCGCGGAGUCCAGAGGUCCAACUCUUUGAUGGGAAAACAGAGUGAGACAACCCAAGCGAAAAGGGGAUCCUGGUCUAAGGGGAAGAGCCCUUUGUCCAAACUUUUCAUAACAGGUAGCAAUGAAAAGAACAACAAGGUUGAACCUACAGAAAAGAAGAAACCAGACCCUAAACCCAGGGGUAUCUUAGGAAAACUGUUCCAGUCAUCACCAGAGAAAGAUACAAAGAAAACUGAGGAAGCCGAGCUAAAGGAGCAAGAUGGAACAAAAAAGACUGUUCAGGCAAUGGAGAAACUUGAGGGGGUUGAAGGGGUGAAAGAGGAUGCAACUGAAAAAGACAGUAGUCCAGCACCAAUAGCACCUCCAAACACUGAUAACAGCUGGAUGGAUGAUUUGUUAGGCUGAUAAUGCCAAUGAUUGAGAAGCUUGUAAAUAUGAUCAUCAUAAACUUGAUCAUUGAUUAUAUCAUUAAAAUGCACUGGUCAAACAUCAUCAGCUCUUUAUUGACAGUUAUACACCAUGUUCAAAGUAUCAUAAAGGUAUGUUUCAGUGCAUCAUUGAUUAGGUUGAAUUCCAAGAUUAUGUUACUGUAAUGACUGAUUAUAAAUGUAUGGCUCAGCAUUCAUAUUGUAGUUGUACUUGUUUCCAGUGACAUCACUCAAGUAUAUACAGUACCUAUAACUUCCCUAAUCCUAUGCAAACCAGUGAUAGCGUACAUUUAAUUAUUGGUUUGGAUUUGGAAAUAUAAAGCACCUACAUUAAGUAUUGCACUAUUGAAAUGUCUAUCUUAACAUACAAUUCCUUGUGAUUGCCUAAAGGUAUAAAAUAUGUUUAAAACAAUGAUUGUUGCAUUUUAUACACAGGGCCUUUUGUUGAUUGUUGUUAAAAUUAAAACUAAAUAGACAUGCGUUGUAAUAUUCAGAAGACAUUCUGUUAAAUCCAAAAGCCAUUAUCUAAAAUAUAUAUUUUCAAGAAAAAAAGGCUCAGUUUAUUCAAACAAUACAUACACAAUGUCCUUACCUGUUUAACUUGUACCUUAACUUUUUAAGACAAUUGCAUUUGAAUGUGCUAUUAACAAUCAAUAAUAUGUAUGUGUGAAAGUCUUUAAAUAUAUAACCAAACAAUUGUAACAGUCAAAAUCAACUUACAACUUUGCUUUUGAAAUGAAACACGCCAUAACAGUGAAUUACUUUAAUGCCAUUAAGUAUUUUCACAUUUUGUGUAAAUGUUAUUUUUAAUGGUUAUUCUAAUAAAAAAAUAAAGUUGACCUAUAAUGUGUUUAAUCAACCACUUUUA